Messenger RNA from Calypte anna (Anna's hummingbird), 1474 nucleotides. It is a transcript of the gene COMMD10, whose product is annotated as COMM domain containing 10. Bases 103 to 702 code for a protein of 199 amino acids. The transcript has 7 exons. Lineage: Eukaryota; Metazoa; Chordata; Aves; Apodiformes; Trochilidae. The record is from RefSeq and is a predicted model, not a curated record.
AAUGCCGGACACCGAACUACCCGCGCCGUGGCGGGGCGGAGCACAGCAGCGGCCCUUGGCCCCGCCGCGUUCCCGUCGGAGGGGCGGGACAGCAGAGCAGCCAUGGCGGCGCCCGUAGUCCCGGAGACCGACAGCAUCCGCAGGGCUGUGUCGCUGCUCAACGCCGUGGACCCAGGCCUGUUCCCGCGGCUUCUCUCCCGGCUUCUCCAGAAGCUGCACCUGAAGGCUGAAAGUAGCUUCAGUGAAGAGGAAGAAGAAAAACUUCAAAUAGCUUUUUCACUGGAAAAGCAGGAUCUUCAUCUUGUUCUUGAAACUAUAUCAUUCAUUUUGGAACAGGCAGUCUAUCAUAAUUUGAAGCCUUCUUCAUUGCAACAACAACUGCAAAGCAUUCACCUAGAUCAAGACAAAGCUGAAGCAUUUGCCAGUGCAUGGGCAGCUGGAGGUCAAGAUACAAUUGAAAAGUUCAGACAGAGAGUUCUGACGCCUCAGAAGCUUGAAACAAUUGGGUGGCAGCUUAAUCUUCAAAUGGCAGAGUCUGUGCAAACGAAGCUGAAGUCUCCUCGUGCUGUGCUAGAGCUAGGACUUAGCAAUGAAGACUCAAAGAACCUGAAGAAAGUGUUUGUAGAAUUUAGCCAUCAGGAGCUGUUCAAGUUCUAUAACAAGCUGGAAACUAUACAAGCACAGCUGGAUUCCCUUACGUGAUGUUUUUGAAGACUUAUUUCUCCAUCACACUGUUGCCACCUCAUUUUUUUGAACUGAAGAUAGAUUGCCAACCUGUGUUUGCUGAAGGAUUCAGUGGGUUGCUUCCUGUAAAAUUAUACCGCUUAUCUCCUGACCAGUAACAUUAACCAAGAGUCUUUGUUAAGAGUGUGAAGGUUCUAAUGGACUUUCCCUUUUUUUCUGAGCAAUUGUGAAGAAUGGCAUUACUUUCAGAAAAAAAAAAAAAAAAAAAAAGAAACUAUCCUGCUUUAGAGAUUGUUUUUUUUUAAUCCUGUUAAGUAUGUUACUUGAUUCUGGUAGAAAUUUGCAUGUGAAAUUUAUUCCUGGUAUGGAACCAGGAAUAAAAUCUGGUUUUAAGAGGUAAAAGGAAUAUAAAAGUAGUAAGAGAAUUUACAGCUAAUAAAAUCUCUGACCUUUAUAAUUGUUAUUCACAUUAUUGAUUAAGCUUAUUGCAUAAUUGACAAAAUAAAUUCAGUAUUUAAAUUUGGGUUGGUUUAGUUUGUUCUACUGUAACUUUAUUUCAUUAUCUUUGUUCUUUUUGUGUCUUUUGUUGUUAUUCUAAAGAAUUAAAAAUGUUGCUGAUUUCAGUGUUUACUUUUGGCUCUGAAAAUAAAUGCAGCUUCUUAGCACUGCAUGCAUCUCAAUGCAUCUUAGUGUUGUGUAACUGGGGAGAGAAAUCUCAGGUUGUAUAAUGAAGACAGCAGAAAUAGUCUACUGGUCAGAUAUCUGAAAUAUAUUUCUUGAUCCUUCCUCA